CAACAGGACGCAUGCAAUAAGCAGAAGAUCGAGGCUUGUGCAUCAACCAUGGAAUGUAUCGCGUCCACCAAACAGGACCGCCACCGCCGAAAGAUGGCCUUGCAGCUCAACGUUCAUCGGAUUCGACAAGGCAUGCGAACAGCAGAGCAGCUCCGUUUCAGCCGCCGACAGGGUAGCUAUGCAUCGCAAAGACAUAGUAGCCCGGUGGAGGGUCAACCAUCGCGGCCUGCUACCCCUGAAGAAGCUAAUCAUGAAUCAUCCAACGGGCUCAGUGACAUUUUCAAUACCGCUCGCAUUGAAUCGGAUCUGGAAGAUGGCGAUGAUGGUGGUAGCGUACUCAGUCCCAGCGUUACUAAUAAAGCAUCCGGGGAACACGAGCGAUCCAUAUGUUGUAAAUGCGAUCAAGCGAGCCGUGAACAUGAUAGGCGCAUUAGACGUCGGCUCAUCGAAGUCCAAACCGUGAUCCUGGAGGACCGAAUGGUCAGUCAGGUGGUCAGUUCCAGAAUGACAUGGUACUAUUUGUACGCUACCAUGUUGUUGGAAUUUUGGAACCUGGAACAACAUGUGGAAGGCACCGGGCAAGGAGCUUCCGGAUUCGUUGGACGGGCGUUGAAAAGUAUGUUCAAUGCGAGAAGACGUGCCAUGCAGAUGGGGUCCAAACUCAAAAAGAAGAGUAAGAGUAAAAUGCAGGAUUCGAGUGAUUCGACGGGUGAAAAGAAAGACUAAUAUCAAACACGUGAGUUGAAAUUCCAGAUUGCGAAGCUAAUUUACUUAAACUUACUAAAGUGUCAACAAAUAAAACUCACUUGAGACAUUUCGA
Messenger RNA from Ochlerotatus camptorhynchus, 820 nucleotides. RefSeq lists its product as uncharacterized. The coding region runs from base 49 to 726 and encodes 225 amino acids. The transcript is spliced from 2 exons. The record is from RefSeq and is a predicted model, not a curated record. Lineage: Eukaryota; Metazoa; Arthropoda; Insecta; Diptera; Culicidae.